This is a messenger RNA of Mesorhabditis belari, 969 nucleotides long. NCBI's taxonomy places the organism in Eukaryota, Metazoa, Nematoda, Chromadorea, Rhabditida, Rhabditidae. The record is from the annotation of a GenBank genome assembly.
AUGCAUCCGUUGAGAUGUGUGCUCAUCUUGACAGUUGUUCUUCUCGAACGAAAUGUUGUGAUAACAUCAGAUGAAGAUUCUGACGAGCAAGUAGACAACUGCCCAAAGGGUCACUGCAUGCAUGUUUCACUUGUCGAACUCCUUGAAAGCACUUGGGAGAUUCUUAAAAGCGAUUUAUGUGAAGGAAUCUGUCUGUGUGAAGUAUGCCACUCAGAAGAUUCAUUGGAGAAAGACCCUUGUGAGUGCAAACUGAACGGCUCAGCUCUCGAAACACGAACUGGCCAUCUUUUUGUCGACUUCGCCCAAAAAAUCUUUACUUUCUACAACAAGACAUCAAGCGAUAGUGAUGUGAUUCCAGAAUGCGCCGAAAGUUUCAAGAAGGGAACCAUAAUGGGGAAGAUUAUUUGGUUCGGUUGGCAAAUUGGCAGGUGUACGCGCACGGGAUGUCAAUAUAUGUAUUGGAGGCUCAUGUUUGGCGGUCCAAAGGAAUGUUCCUGUGAAAUUGGUGGCGAUGAAGAAAAAGAGCUCGCGUUUGCUCAUUACAUCUAUCAGACUGGACAAUCAGAAAAAUACAAGUUACCCGGCGGGACUUGUCUUGUGGGAGAGUCUCUGGAUUGCGACGCAACAAAACUCGUCAAUUUUGAGAAAAUUAUGGCCAAGAUUAUUACGACUGUUCAAGGCUUCAAUAAACUGGUGAACCAUGACGGGAACUGUAUUUGUCAAAGAGAUCCUCCUGGUUUAUGUACUUGUUGCCUCAGCUUCACACCGAUCCAACCUUGGGACAUUCUGCAAUUCGUUCUAACAAUGAUCUCUACGUGGAAAACCGCUUCGGAUGACACUCUUAGAAAGGCACUCUCACAGCAGGAGAUUCACACCAAAGGAUUUUAUUCCGAGGGAAUUCAGAUGUGCACAUGGGAUCGAGAGACCCCAAACUGCACUUUUGGAAAUAGGAUUACCAACACGCUAACG